CGCGCUCCACAUUUCUCCGCUCGCCAUCUUGUCCCCACAUGCGUGUGUGCCUGUGUCGCAGGUAAACAGGCUCACGGAGAAACCGUUCCGCUGUUGCUUGGUUCCGGGGUCCAAAGAUGGCGUCCGCCGUGCUGAAGGUUGCAGUGGCAGGUCUCUCCAGAUGUUCCCGUCUCCCACUCCUGAGGGCUUAUUCAAUGACAUCACCCCUCCACCAGGGCGUUCCCUCAUCUCUGUGGAAGCUGGGGAGGCUGAACCACAUCGCGAUCGCUGUCCCUGACAUGGAGAAGGCCACGGCUCUGUAUCGGGACGUGCUCGGGGCCACGGUGAGUGCCAAGGUGCCCCUGCCCGAGCACGGCGUCUACACGGUGUUUGUGGAGCUCGGCAACACGAAGCUGGAGCUGCUCCAUCCUCUGGGGGAGAAGAGCCCGAUCGCUGGCUUCUUACAAAAGAACAAGUCUGGAGGGAUGCACCACAUUUGUAUCGAGGUGGACAACAUCAACGCUGCGAUAGCCGACCUGAAAGCUAAGAACAUCAGAACUCUGUCAGCAGAGCCCAGGAUAGGUGCUCAUGGGAAACCAGUGAUGUUUCUUCAUCCUAAAGACUGUGAUGGCGUGCUGGUGGAGCUGGAAGAAGCGUGAAAGCCUCAAUAUGACCGGGACUGUGGUCGCUGUGAAUUCACCUUCACAUAUUCCAGAGUGAAUCUGAUUAUCAACAAAUGUUGAUUUUGUAAUAUUGUUCAUUGUAGCACUUUGUAGCACAAGUUUUGAACUUCUCGUUUGAGAAAGGUGCCUCACUGUUGUUCAGAGCUGUUCUAGUUGGGAAUAAACUACAGAGUGGUGUGUUAUGACCGCUUCCAUAAAGUGUAUUUCUGAUGAAUGUUGAAUAUACAGUUUGUCCAAUUGCAUUUAAAAAGGAGUUUAACUUCACUCCAAUGUGCUACGACACACAGGAUCCUGUAUGUAGUCAUUACAUACAGGAUCCAGUACGAACUGCAGAAAGAUUUAAACAAAGUUUAAUAUCUGCAUUUCCAGCUGAUGAGUUCACAUUAAGUACUUAAUUAUUUUAACCAUAACAUGGCUGUUACUGUUUAUUUUUACACGAUUUACAACUCUACAAUAAUUUCACUAGAAUGAAACAGAUCCUACAAUGAAAAUGAUUGAAUUAGGUUAAAACAAUGACAUUUUCUUCAUAAAUUUUAAACUCGGAAAUGUUUGGAGAUUGGUUGACAGUAGCAAAAAUGAAACACUUUCAGUACAGUAUGUUCAGGAGUGCAGUAAAAACAUCAUGAAUCAUCCUCAUGUAUUACAGAGGAUGUUAACUCAAGGUCCAAAUGCAUUUUCUUGCAUAUAAAAAGAUUUAUACGUAUAUGUAGUUGUGUGUUGAUUACAGGUCUAAAGCUGUUUCAAAGUCCAUUCGGCCAAGGAGGCAUUUCAUCUGCAUUUUGAUUUGUUAGUUUGCAGGACUACACUAAAACUACUCAUGCGAUUACCCUGACAUUUUGUGGAGCGUUGGGACAUGAGCCAAGGAAGAACUGAUCCAGGGAUUCCUUUCACUUUUAGAUUGUGAGAGGCACUUUUCAACAUUUUCAUUGAUUUUUCUGAGAAUAAUUAAUGGAUGUUGAAAGAAAUGUGGCACAUUUGAUGACUGUUCUCUGUAAAUUUGGUGCAGCUUGAGUGAAGUAAAGGGAACUGUUGGACUUGGA
Hippoglossus stenolepis (Pacific halibut) is the source of this 1702-nucleotide messenger RNA. RefSeq names its product methylmalonyl CoA epimerase (gene mcee). The record is from RefSeq and is a predicted model, not a curated record. The transcript has 3 exons. Gene Ontology annotation, molecular function: methylmalonyl-CoA epimerase activity. Bases 117 to 638 code for a protein of 173 amino acids. NCBI's taxonomy places the organism in Eukaryota, Metazoa, Chordata, Actinopteri, Pleuronectiformes, Pleuronectidae. Gene Ontology annotation, cellular component: mitochondrion. Gene Ontology annotation, biological process: L-methylmalonyl-CoA metabolic process.